Messenger RNA from Linum trigynum, 1016 nucleotides. NCBI's taxonomy places the organism in Eukaryota, Viridiplantae, Streptophyta, Magnoliopsida, Malpighiales, Linaceae. The record is from the annotation of a GenBank genome assembly.
CUAAAUGUUGCCUGGAAACCAACCAAGGAUUUUCUUAUUCAACCAGUGGGUGAUCGUCUUUACGCCUUCUAAUUUUUCUGCAAAGAAGACCGAGAGAAGGCCUUGUAUGGAGGGCCUUGGCAUUUCGAAAAUCAACUUAUGGUGCUGAAGCCGGUGGAAAGAGAUAAAGAAAUAGCUGAGACAGACUUCAGUGAGACUGAUAUAUGGGUACAAAUACGGAAGCUGCCUCCAAAAAUGAGGACAGGAAGAAUGGCAGAGAAGAUAGGAGCAAUGUUUGGGUCCCUUAGAGUCUUUGAUGCAGAGGGUUCAGAACCGUGGAGCACCUAUAUGAGGCUGCGAGUUUCGUUCAAUGUUACCAAGCCGCUGAGAAGAGGGGUGUUACUUGCAAAUGGGAAGGAGAAUAUAUGGUACAAGGUGGUGUAUGAAAAACUUCCCAACUUUUGUUACAACUGCGGCAUUCUUGGACAUCUGAGGAAGAAUUGCAAAGAAGAAAUAGUGCUAGAAGAAGAAAUGCAGUAUGGAAAUUGGCUGAGAGCCACGUCACCAGUGAAAAAGACAAGACCCAAAAACAGGGUAUAAGCAGAGAAGCUAGCAUCGCUAUGGACAGAAGCCAAGCAGAGAAAGUCCGGCGAAGACAACGGCGACAAUUCCGGUGAAAAAGAUAUCGUGAUUCCUGUGAGUCAAGGGUCGAACCAGUUGACGGUUCAGCUCCAGCCUAGGACCCCUAGCAGAAGCCUUUUUGAUUUAAUUAUGGCGGGGUCCGAGAAACAAAAAGUGGAAGGCUCGGGAGCCGAAGAGACAAAUAGAAAGGCACAACUUGAUGACAAUAAUGAAGCUAAGCAGGAAAGAAACAGGAACAUAUCUACAGGAGGUGCGUCAGACGAGGAAGGAAAAGGAAAUCGCAAAGAAAAAGAUAAACAAGUGGAACCACUGAACCAAGAGUUUUUGGGCCUGGUCAUUUUAGGCUCCAAAGAACCACCAGAAUUGCAGGAAGGUAAUACAGAGGUCCAGAAGGA